This is a messenger RNA of Loxodonta africana (African savanna elephant), 12061 nucleotides long. RefSeq names its product hook microtubule tethering protein 3 (gene HOOK3). Lineage: Eukaryota; Metazoa; Chordata; Mammalia; Proboscidea; Elephantidae. The coding region runs from base 187 to 2343 and encodes 718 amino acids. Gene Ontology annotation, biological process: cytoplasmic microtubule organization; cytoskeleton-dependent intracellular transport. The record is from RefSeq and is a predicted model, not a curated record. Gene Ontology annotation, cellular component: cytoplasm; centrosome. The transcript has 22 exons. Gene Ontology annotation, molecular function: microtubule binding; dynein light intermediate chain binding.
GGGGCCCAGGGGUGACGGUGCUGGAGCCGCUGCAAGCGCCGGGGCGAGAGUCGGCGGCCCGGGCCCGCGGACGAGGUGGGCUAGAGGCCAGGUCAGCUGCCCGGACCCUCCGGACGGAGCCCCAGACCUGAGCAGCAGCGGUUUCUGGUUCGGUGGGGAGGCGCCGCCAAGCCCCAGGAGGGGAAGAUGUUCAACGUGGAGUCGGUGGAGCGGGUGGAGCUGUGCGAAAGCCUUCUCACUUGGAUCCAGACGUUUAAUGUAGAUGCACCAUGCCAGACCGUGGAAGAUUUAACGAGUGGGGUUGUGAUGGCCCAGGUUCUGCAAAAGAUAGAUCCUGUAUAUUUUGAUGAAAAUUGGCUAAACAGAAUCAAAACUGAAGUAGGAGAUAAUUGGAGACUAAAGAUAAGCAACUUAAAGAAAAUUUUAAAGGGAAUCCUGGACUACAAUCACGAGAUUUUAGGGCAGCAAAUUAAUGACUUUACCCUUCCUGAUGUGAACCUCAUUGGGGAGCAUUCUGAUGCUGCGGAACUUGGAAGGAUGCUUCAGCUCAUUUUAGGCUGUGCUGUCAACUGUGAACAGAAGCAAGAGUACAUCCAAGCCAUUAUGAUGAUGGAGGAAUCUGUUCAGCAUGUUGUCAUGACAGCCAUUCAAGAGUUGAUGAGUAAAGAAUCCCCUGUCUCUGUUGGAAAUGAUGCCUAUGUUGACCUUGAUCGCCAGUUGAAGAAAACAACAGAGGAACUAAAUGAAGCUUUGUCAGCAAAAGAAGAAAUUGCCCAAAGAUGCCAUGAAUUGGAUAUGCAGGUUGCAGCAUUACAAGAGGAAAAAAGUAGUUUGUUGGUGGAGAAUCAGGUAUUGAUGGAAAGACUCAAUCAAUCCGAUUCUAUAGAAGAUCCUAACAGCCCAGCAGGAAGAAGGCACCUGCAGCUCCAAACUCAAUUAGAACAGCUCCAAGAAGAAACAUUCAGGCUAGAAGCGGCCAAAGAUGAUUAUCGGAUUCGCUGUGAAGAGUUAGAAAAGGAAAUCUCUGAACUCCGGCAACAGAACGACGAGCUAACCACUCUGGCAGAUGAAGCUCAGUCUCUAAAAGAUGAAAUAGAUGUCCUUAGACAUUCUUCUGAUAAAGUGGCUAAACUAGAAGGCCAAGUGGAUUCAUAUAAAAAGAAGCUAGAAGAUCUUGGCGAUCUGAGGCGGCAGGUGAAGCUCUUAGAAGAGAAGAAUACUAUGUAUAUGCAGAACACUGUCAGUCUGGAGGAAGAGUUAAGAAAAGCCAAUGCAGCUCGAAGUCAACUGGAGACGUAUAAAAGACAGGUAGUAGAACUGCAAAACAGAUUAUCUGAAGAAUCAAAGAAAGCAGAUAAAUUAGAUUUUGAAUAUAAGCGACUGAAAGAAAAAGUUGACAGUCUUCAAAAAGAAAAGGAUAGGUUAAGAACAGAAAGGGAUUCUCUGAAGGAAACCAUUGAAGAGCUUCGUUGUGUACAGGCUCAAGAAGGGCAGCUUACAACUCAAGGGUUAAUGCCUCUGGGAAGUCAGGAAUCUUCAGAUAGUCUGGCAGCAGAGAUUGUUACACCUGAAAUCAGGGAGAAGCUUAUCCGUCUUCAGCAUGAGAAUAAGAUGUUAAAAAUUAACCAAGAGGGUUCAGACAAUGAAAAAAUUGCUUUAUUGCAGAGCCUUCUAGAUGAUGCAAAUCUACGCAAGAAUGAACUGGAGACGGAGAAUAGGCUGGUGAAUCAGAGACUUCUGGAAGUACAGUCACAAGUUGAAGAAUUGCAAAAAUCUUUACAGGAUCAAGGCUCAAAAGCAGAAGAUUCAGUUCUUCUAAAAAAGAAGCUUGAAGAACAUCUAGAGAAGCUGCAUGAAGCCAAUAAUGAGCUGCAGAAGAAGAGAGCCAUUAUUGAAGAUCUUGAACCAAGAUUUAACAACAGCUCAUUAAGAAUUGAAGAAUUACAAGAAGCUUUACGGAAGAAAGAGGAGGAGAUGAAGCAAAUGGAAGAACGAUAUAAAAAAUACUUGGAGAAAGCCAAAAGUGUUAUUCGUACUUUAGAUCCUAAGCAGAAUCAAGGAGCAGCACCAGAAAUACAAGCUCUUAAAAAUCAGCUCCAGGAACGGGACAGACUGUUCCAUUCAUUAGAGAAAGAAUAUGAGAAAACGAAGAAUCAAAGAGAGAUGGAAGAGAAAUAUAUUGUUAGUGCCUGGUACAAUAUGGGAAUGACUCUGCAUAAAAAGGCGGCUGAAGAUAGACUUGCUAGUACAGGUUCAGGGCAGUCAUUUCUGGCUAGGCAAAGACAAGCAACCAGCACAAGAAGAUCUUAUCCUGGCCAUGUUCAACCAGCCACAGCAAGGUAGAGAAGUCUUGCCAUUACAGAUAAAAGCAACCCGCAUCAAAGCAUACUUCUGUUACAUAUAACAACAUUUCAGGAAAUUCAGCCAGCUUUUUUUUUUUUUGUCUCCAUUCUAUGUUAAUAUUUAGUUGUUUCUCAUUUGAGGACUUUUUCUCUCUCCUGUAUCUAUAAUGUUUUAGUUUCUCUGUCCUUUAUUUUGUAGUCCUUUCAGUUCCUUUCAAUGUGCCAAAAUUUUUUAAAUGCUCAAUUAAAAGUGUUGUAUAAUAGUGUAAUACUUUUCUUUGUAUGAAAAUAUCCUCUUCCCCAAUGAUGUAGGCUUUGUAAUGAAUUAAAUUUUCUGCCAAUAAUUGAUAUACAAUUUAUAUUGUUUAUUGUGCCUCGGUGUUACCAUGCUUUGUAAGAAUGUCUUUGUUUAAAGGGAGUUCCAUCUUUUUAUGAUGUAUUAAUCUGUGUUUUAAAUGGUUUUCAAGAUGCACUUCAGGUAACUUGCAUAUUUACUAUGUGAAACGGUUGGCAAAGGGCACUUUUUGCAGAGACGUAAAUACAUUGGCAGAGGCUAGCAAAUCUCACGUAAGGCACCUGAUAUAACUAUUUACAGGGGAAAGAAUGAGUUUCCACAGUUUUAUAGGAAAGUGAAUUUGUCCAAAGAUAUGGAGACUAUUUUUAAAACACAAAUGAAUAGAAUUUCAUUAUUUCCUGCUAUAUUGUUUGCUGGCAGAAGUGAAUGCAUUGGUGAGUUUAUUUGGGGGAAAUUAUAGAAGAUAAAAUCAGGCAGUGCAUUAAUUUUUUUUUUUCUUUGCUUUGGAAUAUCACAGUAACUUAGGAUCAAAUUCUAACAAUGUGUCUGACAUUUAUAAUUUCGUCACCCCCUACAUCUAAAAGAUUUAUUUUUCAUAUAUUUACAAGUAAUAGGUAGCCUUACUUUGUGAGCAAUUUCCUUAUUGACUUGUGCCUCAUGUGUUUUACUUAUUCUUUAAUAUAAACUCUUUCAUUUCUAAAUAAUUCCUAAUAUUUACCAUCUUAAUAUCAGUCAGUAAGAUAAAUGAUUUCUUGUAUGUGAUAUUUUAUGACAGGCCUCUUUCACGUUUUUCCUUAAUUCGAUCUAUUAGACCUUGAAUUUAUUACUGAAUAGCUUCUCUUGGGUAAUUUUGUUGACUCAAAAGUGCUUAUAUAUGUUGAGGGAUUGUAAACCACAAAUAUAUAUAUCCAUUGUCGUUGAGUUGAUUCCAACUCAUAGCAACACUAUAGGACAGAGUAGAACUGCCCCAUAGGAUUUCCAGGGAGCAGCUGGUGGCUUCGAACUGCCAACCUUUUGGUUAGCUCUUAACCACUGGGCUACCAGUUAACCUGUCAAUUAAUGAUUGUAAAGCACUUUGAAUAUGUAAGGUGCUGUAAAAAUGUGAAAUAUCAUUCAUUUGAAACUGUAUUGCCUUCUACCUGAUUUUCCAUAUUGACUUAAGUAUUCAGUCCCAGAUUAUAUUAAGUUCCCCUCCAAUCAUUUUCUUGAACCAUAGCCUAUUUAGUAAAAGCAAAAAAUUCCUGAAAUUAGGUUGGUUUUUUUUUUUUUUGAGCUAGGUCACCUAAUAAGAGAAUUUUAUUUCACGCACUGGCUAUUUGGAAAUUAAGGUUGCAUUUAGUUAUGUAUAUUAAAUAUAAAUGAAAAAAAAAACCCAUUGGCAUCAAGUCAGUUCCAACUCAUAGUGACCUAUAGGACAGAGUAGAACGGCCCCAGAAGGUUUCCAAGGAGCGCCUGGUGGAUUCAAACUGCCGACCUUUUGGUUAGGAGCCAUAGCACUUAACCACUACGCCACCAGGGUUUCCAAAUAAGUAACUUUAAGUCAAGCUAAAUGUGGUUAAGAAUUUUCAAAAACUAUAUCCAAUCGUUUGAUUUUAAAUUUUUAUUUUUUUAUUAAGAAAAGAGUUGACCUAAGUAUUAGUAGUAUUUUCUUUUUUCCUCAAAAAGCAUACUUGAAGAAAAAGGUAUUUGAAUAUAUACAGAAAUGACUCCAUGGAUUGUGCUAAUUUUUUUACAUUAAAUACAGAAGUCUAAUGCAAUACCUACACUUCUGUCUGAUAAGACCGUAAAUUUAUGCAGCAAGAAUUACAAUAUAGAGAGAGCCGCGUGAGUCAAAUGCAUUGUGGGGUUCAGAAGGCCAAGCAAACCUAAUCAACAUAUAAAGGUUUUCCAAGAAAAGAUUGAAAACUAUUUAUUUAUGAUGGUUCUGACCCUCUUUAUUCCAUAAAUAACAUAAGAAUUUAAGUAUUUUAAAACAGGUCCCGAACACUAACCUUGAUCAAAUUAAAAUUAUGGGGAAAUUAUACCCACAGAUUAAGAUGAAUGAAAAUAAAAGAGCCCGUGAACUGUUUGUUAAAUGGAUCACAUUCCAAGAGAUAAGAGUUUUUCAUUUUACUUCUGUUUACUGCUUCUGUCCUGGUCUCUCACCUACUCACACAUCUACACGGUGGUAUUUCUCCUAAUGGAUUGGAAAGGUGCCACGCUUUUAGAAGGAAAUUUUAGUUUUGAUUUUUCUUCAGCAUCUGUUGCAUGCUAUUAUCCUGGUUUUUAUAUUUGUAACUUUCACUCCUUUACCUUUAAACUUAGUAUAUCGUUGCAUAGAAGAAAUUAUAUUUCUAAAAAGUAUUUGAUGUCAAAAAAGGGGAGUUUUUGUAAGAAAUAGGAUCUGAGUAUACUUUAUGUGUCAGAAAGCCAAAAAUAAAACUUAACUGUAACAGUGACAACCCUGUUUCCCUUAUCCAGCUUUGGACAAGAUUCAUGAUACUUCUAUUUCUCCAAUUGUUGUUGUGUGCCCUCAAGUCAUAGUGACCCUAUAGGACAGAGUAGGACUGCCCCACAGGGUUUCCUAGGCUGUAACCUUUUUGAAGGUCACCAGAUCUUUUCUCCCACAGAGCAGCUGGUGGGUUCGAAACACCAACCUUUCAGUUAGCAGUUAGCUGGCAAGUGUUUCACCAUUGUGCCACCAGGGUUCCAGUGAUGAUUACUAAUUUCUCAGGAGGUUUGUGACGAUGCAUGGACUAUGUGGAAGUUAAAAGACGUUAGAGCUUUAUGUAGACGUGAGCUGUGCCAUGCGAUAUGUUCAUGAACUCCUCAUGUGUGUAUGAAGCCACAGCUUGCUUGUACAGUGGAGCUGCUCAUGACAUCAGCCGUGAAAUAAGGACAGUGUUGCUGCAUUUGGCUGGGGUGAGCCAUCACUACAGUGUCCAAAUUCUCAUACACAGGAAGCACUAGCUGUUUUCAUUGUAAUAACCAGGGUAAGAAAAUACAGACUAAACAACUAAAGAACAUUAAAGCAUAGCAUUUCUGUUCUGCAGUGUGUAUUUCAGAUGUUUGUUAAUGGGGAAAAAAUACCCCAGCAAAUACAGUAGUUAACCACAUUUAAAAGAAGACUAAAUAAUACAUUUGAACAUAUUUUAAAAGAAUUUUCAAAAGCUUGGUCAUAUCUUUUUACCAUUUGUCUAAUUACUUGAUGAUAACCAAGAAAAAGAAGUCCCUAAAUAAAGGACCUAUGUUCCAAGAUUUAUCAAGAUUGAAUUAUUUCUAUGAGAUAUCCCCAGCCUAGUAAAAUUGGCUUAAUGGGAUGGUUAGACUAUAAUAAGGAUACUAUUGUAGGCUGUAAUUUUCUUGAGGUUUUAUUGUUUUAUUUAUGUGAUGAAUAAAAGCUCAGUUGUACAAAAUUAAGCUAAUAUUAUCCAGUCAGAAAUGUCAGCCUAUAUGUUUCAUUAGUCCUUGCAAAUGAAUGAAAAUCCACACUGUGAAAAUACAUCAGCACUAAGUGAUUGUUGAAUGAAAGAUGAAUUAGACUGUAGACACAUUUUAUUUGAGCUACUUUAUUUGCAUUUCUUUUCAAUAACAGUUUGCUUUACCUUGUUAAUUAAAUGAUAUGAAAUAUUAGUAUCUCAGACGAGGAUUCAUCGAUUGUUUUAACGAUAAUACCUUGUUAAAAACUUGAAAAUCUUAUUUUAAUAUAAGAAUUAUUUUGAAACAAAAAAAAAAAUCUAAAUUUUUUAGAAUUCUCUUUAACUCUCUGCAUUUAAUAUCCAGUUGCCCAGAUUCAGACUCAGGAAUGUUCCAGCUCUCCCCAGCUGAAACAUCAAAUUUAUCUAAGAAAGCACCCACGACCCACAGCUAGUAGAGACAAACCUAGCUAGCUUACAGCCGUGUGGGUAAGACCAUGUUUGAUCCUAAAGUGGCAGGAAAGUGCUUGGCAUCUGGCUUUUGGCUAAGGACAAAAUAACAUGAAGACAAAAUGCUUUUUGUUGUGUAUUCAUUCAACUAUGGAAGAAUAUUUUUACUUUUUCUCCUUAGAUUAUGAAGGGGCUCUUUGCCUAGAAAUGGCAGUUGAACCUAGAGAGCAUUAUACCUCUUCACAGUAAAGCCUAUGUUAUAUCCUAAAGUAGGAUAAGAGAAUGUACUGAACAAAAUACAAUGGCAUAUCCAAAUCUUUGAAAAUUAUUUUAGCAUGUUGUUAAUUUUUCCCUUUUUUAUAAAUUAAAAGGGUUUUCCAUGCAAAAAAAAAAAAAAAUCUCUUUUACUGCAGUCCCAACUGUCAAAAUGGUAGCUUAUUUUUGUAGUUGUUCAACCCAGUUUCAUUACAUUUAAAAGGAGGUUUCAAAGCUUAUUCUUUGUAACUAUAGUGGUUGGAAUAUUUUAUACCGUGAAGGUUUUUAUAUGAGGAAGGUUAUUCUCAAUGUAUCUGUCAUCCAAUUUUUUACUUUCUAUAAAGCAUAUUUAAAUAAUAAUUGGUGUACGUUCCUUUUAUUGAAAAUUUUGAAGAUGUUUCGUUGUUCAAUUUCAGCUGUUCAGUUCUCAAAAGCUUAAAAAACAUAAAUAAUACGCCAGUCACAGAUAAUUUCUCCUCUUCCCCACCCUCCAAGGUUACAGAAGUGUUAAUAUUUAGUUUCCUUUUUAUAAAAUGAAGGACAGCACAAAUGUGAUGGCAUCCAUCUUUUUUAAAGCAUUUAUUUUGUUUUUAGAAAGUGUAUACUGAUUCUUUUAUUUUUAAACAGCCUUUUAAUUAUUUUUUUUAGCAAUAUGGUUCACAUGUAUUAUCUUUAUGAAUAUGAAAACUCGUAAAAUUUGUAUUUAAUGUUGUCUUGAAAUACCAACAUCCUCAGAUCCUUCCCAUUACACUAAACUGUUCGGGAAGGGACAAGAGUUUAUUUAAGAAACAGAGUCUUGGACCUAAUUACGGCAAGCAUAUGAGUUUGGUAAUUGUGGGGGUCUAUAAAUGUUUCCUAACAAUUACAUCUCAGGCAUCACUUGAUGUCUCUUUUCAUGAUUUUUCUGCUUUCUUAGAUUUUCCAACAAUAUUCUGUAAGAUUAGGUUUGUAUGCUGUAAAGUGAGGCUAGAAAUCUAAGGACGUAACAGAAGUUUGUUAAGGGAAAUCCAUUCCUAGGGAGUAGAAUGGAUUAUCAGGAUAAGACAUGGCCUAAUUAUAAACACCUACCUAGGCAGAUGGAAAGAUUCACACAAUUCAAACUCACACUUUAACAAAUGUGCCUAAAGGUCAUCGUUUAUGUAAAAUUUUCUGUCUUUAUUGCACGAUCAGCCGAUAAAAAGAAUAGACAAAAAUAUAAUUAAUUUUCUCAUUGCUCCUCCUCUCAGUGAACAUGAGCUAGGCACACAAUAUUAACUGCAUAUGUAUAUUAGUGGAGGGGAAAGCAUCUAUUUUCAUUUUGAGAAUGUUAACGAAUUACCAAAUCUAAAAUAGUGAUUUUAGGCCAUUGAGGAGCCUAUGAUGAGAUGAGAAGAAAUCUGUGAUAGCUGAAAAUCACAACCAACUUCCUAAGAGCUAACUAGGUCUGCCGCUUCAUCUAGUUUCCAAGUCAUAGGCUCAAUUUUACCUCCCCCUAAUUACACACAGUAGGCCCACGCAAAGUUUGGUUUACAGUGAAGGCAAAAGUAGACAUAUUUUUUAAGUAUUUUGAAGGAGAACUUUUAUGAACCUAAUACGUCACCACCAGGCUCUGAGUCUAAAUUCUUAGAGCCUGAAGAUAAAUCAUUAGAGAAGGUCCAUGGCUUCAAGAUUUUAGGCUCAUUGGCUAUUGAGUAAAAAAAAAAAAAAGUAGCCUGAAUUAUAUCUACUUAGAGCUUAAAGGAAGAACUAAAUAUGAGAAAUGCAACCUCAAAUUGAAUAAAAGAAAACUGCCAAAGUAUGCUGAGGCUUUAAUAUAUGCAGGAGACUUCCCAAGCAGGGCUUAUCACUUUAGGGUUCUCUAAGUUGAUGAAGGAAAAUAAUUCAUUUAGUGACUGUAUUGUGAAGUUAAUAAAAGAGCCCUUAUGUGUUUAUUCUUAGGUAUUUAUCACCCUAUAGGCAGUGAUUAUAUACAUUCUAUAGUGUUUAUUUUGUGUGUCACUAUUAGAGAUGAAUGUCUUAAUAUUAUUUACUAUUCUAAUCAUUUUUUUAUGUCUUAUUUAUACUUCACCGCAAAAUUCAAAGCACUUUACUAAUAUUAAAUAAUUAUCUUCCCUCUCCACUUCUACCUUCCUGUGACAUUUUCUAUUAAUAUCUUUUCCACUGGGAUUCUUUUCUUUAUUUUAGGACACUCACUAUGAAAAAUUUCCAAGGUUGUCCAAAUAAAUGGGCUCUGUACUCUUCACGGAUUGUCUAAUGUCAGGAGUCUGAAGUUGUAAGUCUAGAAAUCUAUUUGAAGCUAAAUUAGGGCUGCGGGCCAUUGAUUGCUUUUUGAUGUCACAUGAGUAAGAAUCCUCUGUAAUGUCAUAUUCAUGAAGCCAGCUCCUCCCAAAUUCAAACACCCUUGAAAAUUUUUGUUUUCUGGAGUUUUAUUAAUAAAAAUCAAAGUAUCUUCUGGUUAGUCAGAAGAUAUUCUUAUCUUUGAUUUGCCUGUCUCCUAAAAUACAAAUUUACACUGUUUCUAACUUCAGUCGUCUCUUCAUCAUUGCACAUACCUGAAACACAAGAGAAAGAAAGCCAGGUCCCAGCAUCUGUGAAGCCAGAGAGUCUGGAAAAUGGUUAGGGGACAGGUGAUGGAAAAGCAGACCUGAAAGAUGGCAGAGUGCUACAUAAAUGUUCUUAGUUCUGCUAUAACAGAUAUGCUUUAUGAAUGUGACCAUUUUCUUAAGUUCAUACAUAGCAAAGUUUUCAGCUUGUUCUAUUGAGGGAUUUUUUCAGGGGUCAGAAUUCUUCCAUUUUGUAACUUGAGUAUAUUAAUAUUCAAAUCAUAGUCAAAAAGGACUGAAAUAUUUGCUACAUAAACAUUGGCACACGUGAUUACUGCCAAAGAAUAGAUUUGCAUAUGAGAACAUUCUCUUAGAGUUUUAUUUUGUUUUUAGCUGAGAAAAAUGCUUUUAUAUGUGAAAAAAAGCAUUACCACCUAUUUACUUUGUUUAUGCAGGUCACCUAGAAGAUAGCAAUGCUGAAACAGAGAAGUCGAAACUAUGACCUUUAAGGCAAAGAGCGGUUUUCAUCUUCCCAAAGUAAAAAAACUGAAUACACUUACACACAUGCAUGCACACACAUACACUUAAGGACAAAAUAUGUUUUAGAUAUCUUCAUCUAAUUAAUUGUUGAAUGGAUGAAUGAAACUAAAGUUCAAAGAAAAUCGGGUCUAUGCUUUUGGGUUAAGAACCCUCCUAAAUGUCUUACUCUUCCAUUACCAGUUGCCAUCAAGUCUCCUGUGACUCCUGGUGACCCUGUGUGUGUCAGUGUAGAACUAUGCUCCCUAGGGAUCUCGAUGCCAUUCUUCUGAGGUGCUUGUGGGUAUACUCAAUCCUCCAACCUUUCAGUUAGCAGCUGAGUGUGUUACCUAUUUGCAUUACUCAGCAACUGCCAAUUUUCCAUUUAACUUCCUGUUAUUCUGGACUGGAGUAAAUUCAAGGCCUGCCUUGUGGAAUUCAAUAGCCACUAGCUACAUGUGACCGUUGAAAUUUAAUUAUAAUUAAAUUAAAUCCAAUUAAGAAUUCAGUCAUCAGUCUAACUAGCCAUUUUCUAGUACUCUGUAGCCAUAUGUGAAUAGUGGUUACCAUAUUGGACAGCACAGAUACAGAAUAUUCGACCAUUAAGAAAAUGCUAUUUGACCCUGCUGUUACACCCAAAGAGAAAAUAAGGAAAAAAUAAAGGCAAUCAGUUAACCUAUAACUCUUAGAUUUUACCACCGUGGUUGAAGAAAGCUAUUUUUCUUACAGACAUUAAUAAUGACUCUUUUUAAGAUCUUGGAAAAAUCAAAACCCCACUCUCUAAAGCAAGUUUUCAAUAUUUUUAAAAAACACAUUCUCAGCACUUUAUUUUUCAGGUUAUAUAUUUACAUCAUUUCAUAAAUCAUUAGUAUCUUCAGUUUUCUUAAGGUACUCUUAUUUUAAAUAUUAACUAUAUAGUUGUCUAACAUCAAGUAGGGACUAAUGAAUGCUAAUUUAUUUUCAAAUCAAAAUUGAUCAGCUUCAUCAUAUUCUUACAUUUAGAUCUAUAUAAAUCUAAUGAAAAUUGCUAACAAUUUUUUUUCUUCUGUACCUUGAAACAUUUCUCUCUAAAGUCACAUUUGAUCAUCUUCCACCCCAAAGGUACACCAAGAUCCAAAUAAUUUGUUUUUCUUUAUAGCUUCCGGCUUUUAUUAACUUGGAUUAUGAAUCAAAUCAAAUAUUCCAGCGUAGUUAAUAUUUACUGUUGUGGUUAAUGAAAACAUUUCUUAAUCUAUGUUAAUUGGUCUGUUACUUAACUAAAAGGAUCUUUACUGAAUUUUUUAAUGAAAAUAAGGGACUAAUCAUAAUCUUGAGUCAGCUUGGUGCUUAGUUAAAACUAUCCUAUUAGCAAGUCAUGAUGCUUUUUCCUCUUUUUAAAUUGUUUCAGUCAAGCAACCAACUUGAUCCAGUAGAGUCAAAUUCCAAGCAAGUUAUGAUGAAAUUCUUAUUGUAGUUCAAGUCCAGACUCGUAAGUGGUGUGAUCUGAGUUCCUUUUAUUUAUUCUUUUUUCCUUGGUGACCUAAUUCAGUAUGUGUUCUAUAGAGACUCAUCUUAGUUAAGGGAAAUUUUCAGUAUGCUUGAAAUAAGAAAUAGCAUUUUAGUAUAAAUACAGAAAAUGACUGUAUACUAAUGUCAGUCAAUGAUUUGGGGCCUUUUAACCUUUUUAGUAGUAGUCUGUUUUUCUGUUUUUUGUUUUUUGAUAGCCCUAGUUAUUUAGCACUAAAAUGCUUUGCCGUCACUAACUUUGCUGUUUACAGGUUCUGUAUAGUUCAGAAUGCUUUGUACACAUUGAUCUUGUUUUGCAGUUUUUUCAUGUUUUGACAGUUGCCCACCAUUUGUAACAUCCAAUUUUUGCUUGUGUCAUGAAAUGGUAAAAUGCAAACAUACCUAAUAAUUUGAUAAUUUGCCUUAUUUGGAUUAAUCAAAAAUUUGGGGUUAGAAAGCAGCUUUUUUUCUCCCCUCUCCCCAGAAUAGUUUUAAAACUUUUCAGAUGAGCUGGAAAACACCUUACGACAUUGGGGUUGGGGUUGUAUUAAUUACAGCACCCGCUCUAAAGCCUUAUACUCAUGUCUUAAGUAUUACAUAUUGCUCUGUGAAUUGUUGUUAGUUUAAUAUUUGACAUUAUAGUUAUCCACCAUGCAUUUUAGCCUUUGCAAAAAAGCAUAAUGCUAGGUAGGCAUAUUCUUAUUUCUGGUUGACUAUUGAGUUUACAGCUUCAUUGUUUGUAGUUAUAAUCUAAAAAAAAAAAAAAAAAGAUGUCCAUAUCAAAAAUUUUCACUUCACAAA